This is a messenger RNA of Chelmon rostratus (copperband butterflyfish), 1352 nucleotides long. RefSeq lists its product as uncharacterized. Bases 1 to 1047 code for a protein of 348 amino acids. Gene Ontology annotation, biological process: response to bacterium. The transcript has 5 exons. The record is from RefSeq and is a predicted model, not a curated record. Lineage: Eukaryota; Metazoa; Chordata; Actinopteri; Chaetodontiformes; Chaetodontidae.
AUGAAGACUCUGUGGUUUGCUUUGUAUUUGACUUUUCUGUCCUCGGGAAGAAUAGCUCAGACAACUGAUCUGAAAUCAUCCACAUAUGAGCUUCAAGAGGGUGGUUUUGUUUCAGCAAAUGUUGGUGACAGCGUGACUUUGCAAUGUUUUUGUACAGGGACAGUUCUGACAAAGUAUUACUGGUUUAAACAAACUCUGGGACAGAAACCAAGGCUCAUCUCUACUUACUACAAAUAUAACAAAAAUGUGAUUUUUCGUGAUGAAUUUGAAAACAAUCCACGCUUCACACUGGAUACAGAAACUGGUCACAAUCACUUGAAGAUUACAGAUCUACAAAUUUCAGAUUCUGCUACUUAUUACUGCACAAGUAGCUAUUCAUACAGGUUUGAGUUUACAGAGAGCAUUAUUGUGAGUGUACAGGGUUCAGGUGUGAACAUCCCAGCUUUGGUCCAUCAGUCAGCAUCUGACACCAUCCAGCCAGGAGGCUCUGAGACUCUGAACUGUACAGUACACACUGGGACCUGUGAUGGAGAACACAGUGUUUACUGGUUCAAACACUCUGAAGAACCUCAUCCAGGACUCAUUUACACCCAUGGAGGCAGGAAUGAUCAGUGUGAGAGGAAACCCGACACACAAACACACACCUGUGUCUACAACCUGCCAAUGAAGAGCCUGAAUCAGCCUCAUGCUGGGAUCUACUACUGUGCUGUUGUCUCAUGUGGACACAUCGUGUUUGGAAACGGGACCAAGCUGGACUUUGAAGAUGAGGUGGAGUCGUUUGUCUUGGUGUAUGUCUUGAUUGGAGCUCUGGCAUUCACCACCAUCCUGGUUGUUUUUCUGGCGUAUGCAGCAUAUACAAUGAAGAACAGAAACAGCUGUCAGUGUACAGACUCAAGAUCUUCAGCUGCCUUGACUCCAAAUGCAGUGAGUUACCAAGAUGCAGACAACCUCCAUUAUGCUGCUUUAAGGACCAACACAGCCAACAGAUCAACAAGACAGAGAGACGACACCUGGACUGAAUGUGUGUACUUCAGUGUUCGGCAGUAGAACUGCAGCAUGUUUCAUGUUGGGUCUGUGUUACUACAAGUGGGCAUUUUGUCAGAUUUCAACUCCACGUACUGAAUGUAAACAUUCAUGUUGCAAAGCACCAAUUAAACACGUUCCUUCAGCUACAGUUAAGCCAGGUUUCUUUGAUGUGAUGGAGGUGCCAUAUUUCCACUCUCACUGCACUGACAGUAGCUGACAAUGCUCCAACACACAGCCACACAUAACUGAUGCCUGUGGUGAUUGUGGCCUCAGGUCCUCUAUAGAGGAAAAUAAACAGAAAAACAAAGCCAGCACCCGCGACUAAA